AGCCAAUUAGAUAUAUCUCCUUCAACUACAACCUCCAAAUUCGACGCCAUCACCACCAAAACGACAUUGCAAAAUGCACCGUUUCAACCCCAUCAUCCGCGGCUACCAGAGUCUCAACAAUAGAGCUGCCACCUCUGGAUCCCUUGUCUCGCGCUUAACAUCCCGGUCCGUAAUCCGGUUCGGUGGCCCAGACACCAUCAAAUUCCUUCAAGGUCUGCUAACCAACGAUGUGCGGAGAUUUGGUAAACAACCAGACGAGGGAACGUCGUGUUUGCCCUCUCCCAAUAUGCCUACCGUCUCUGUGCCGCCUAUGUACGCUGCUCUUUUGACUCCUCAGGGGAGGUUUUUGUACGAUUUGUUUUUGUAUAGACCGCCACGGUCUGGAGAGAAGCUUGAUAGUAGAGGGUCUGGACCCGGGUCGGACAAUGGUGAGUCGGUUGAACUGUUGGCGGAUGUCGACUCUUCGGUUCUUGAUGAACUAUUGCAGACUUUUAAAAGAUACCGUUUAAGAUCAAAGGUUGAGAUUGACAAUGUGGCAGAAAACUUCUCUUGCUGGCAGCGUUUUGGUGGGAAACUUUCUGAAAAAUCAAUAGUUGAAGAAGAACCAGAGGCAGCUAGCAUUGGCUGGGGCUCUGGUGUUGAUCAUUGUGCCAGUUCAACUGUACAUGGGGGUGAUCAUGGAUGGCAAUGGUUUAAGGAUCCUAGAUUGGAAUGUCUUGGUUUCCGAGGAAUCUUUCCAUCUAAUAAGACACCACCUAUGGUUGAAGUUGACAAACAAACAGAUGAAGAAAAUUAUCAACUGGGUAGAAUAGAGAAUGGAGUUGCUGAAGGCUCAACUGAGAUUCCCAAAGGUGAAGCAAUUCCACUUGAAUACAAUCUUACCAGUUUGAAUGCAAUAAGCUUUGACAAAGGAUGCUAUGUGGGUCAAGAGCUUAUUGCUCGCACAUACCACAGGGGGGUCAUUCGAAAGCGUUUGCUUCCUUUAAUGUUUCUAGAUCAUAGUGGAAAAGAGGUGGAGCAAAAAGUUGCUCCCGGCUCAGAAGUGAUUGACACUGCAUCUGGCAAGAAGGUUGGGCCUGUGACAGCUGCACUUGGCUGUCGAGGGCUCGGUCUUUUGCGAUUGGAGGAAGCAUUUAAAACUUCAGGUUCUUUAACCAUACAAGGACAGGAGGAUGUCAAGGUUGAGGCUAUUAGACCAAAAUGGUGGCCAGCUGAAUGGUUUCCAGAGAAUCGACAGUAUAGUGCGGUUGCUUAGAAUGUUACCUCUGGAGGCAAGGGCCAAGGUUUCCAUGUUUCUUAACUUGAUCAAUCCUGCACAUUCUUUGCCUUUACUGCCAGUGCAGGUAUCUUACAUGGUAAAAAACUUGUAGCUUGUUUCGUGCUUCUCAAGAGAAAAAAUAGUUAAAUGCUUCUUGUAAUAUUUCUAUUACCCUCAUUAAUACAAGAAGAAUCAUGUCUAGAUAUAUUUUCUCAAAGCAAAUUGUACCAGUGAUCUCAAACAUCUGUGAUGAAAUUCUUGGUCCUCGGUAGAAGCAGGAAUGGAAGUUGUUCUAUGUAGAAGAACUUUUCUCAGAA
Messenger RNA from Hevea brasiliensis (rubber tree), 1575 nucleotides. RefSeq names its product putative transferase At4g12130, mitochondrial. The transcript is spliced from 5 exons. Gene Ontology annotation, molecular function: protein binding. The coding region runs from base 74 to 1255 and encodes 393 amino acids. Gene Ontology annotation, cellular component: mitochondrial matrix. NCBI's taxonomy places the organism in Eukaryota, Viridiplantae, Streptophyta, Magnoliopsida, Malpighiales, Euphorbiaceae. The record is from RefSeq and is a predicted model, not a curated record.